This is a messenger RNA of Pteronotus mesoamericanus, 1005 nucleotides long. Its product is annotated as procathepsin L-like. Lineage: Eukaryota; Metazoa; Chordata; Mammalia; Chiroptera; Mormoopidae. Gene Ontology annotation, cellular component: lysosome. The record is from RefSeq and is a predicted model, not a curated record. Gene Ontology annotation, molecular function: cysteine-type endopeptidase activity; cysteine-type endopeptidase activator activity involved in apoptotic process. Gene Ontology annotation, biological process: positive regulation of peptidase activity; positive regulation of apoptotic signaling pathway; immune response.
AUGAAACCUUCACUUCUCCUGGAUGCCCUUUGUUUGGGAAUAGCCUCAGCUUCUCCAAGAUCUGAUCACAGCCUGGAUGCACAUUGGUACCAGUGGAAGACAAUGAACAGGAGACUGUAUGAUGUGGAUGAAGAAGGAUGGAGGAGAGCAGUGAGGGAGAAGAAUAUGAAAAUGAUUGAACUGCACAACUGGGAAUACAGCCAAAGGAAACAUGGCUUCACCAUGGCAAUGAAUGCCUUUGAUGACAUAACCAAUGAAGAAUUCAGGCAGGUGAUGAAUGGCUUUCUAAACCAGAAGAAGCGCAGGAAGGGGAAAAUGUUCCUAGAACCUCUCUUUGCUGAGAUUCUCUCAUUUGUGGAUUGGAGACAGAAGGGCUAUGUAACUCCCAUGAAGAAUCAGGCCCAGUGUGGUUCUUGUUGGGCUUUUAGUGUAAAUGGUGCCCUUGAAGGACAGAUGUUCCAGAAAACUGGCAGUCUUAUUUCGCUGAGUGAGCUGAACCUGGUGGACUGCUCUCACUUUCAAGGCAAUCAGGGCUGCAAUGGUGGCUUAAUGGAUAAUGCCUUCCAGUAUGUCAAGGAAAACAAAGGACUGGACUCAGAGGAAUCCUACCCAUAUCUUGGAAGGGAAUCAAAUACCUGCAACUACAGACCUGAGUAUUCUGCUGCCAAUGGCACCGGCUUUGUGGAUAUCCCUCAGCAUGAGAGGGCCCCUAUGAAGGCAGUGACAACUGUGGGGCACUCUGUUGCUAUUGAUGCAGGUCAUUCAUCGUUCCAGUUCUAUAAUGAAGGGAUAUACUAUGAACCAAACUGCAGCAUCAAAGACCUGGAUCACGGUGUUCUUGUGGUUGGCUAUGGCUCUGAAGGAGGAGAAUCAAACAACAAUAAAUUUUGGAUUAUCAAGAACAGCUGGGGUUCAGGAUGGGGCAUGAAUGGCUACAUAAAAAUGGCCAGAGACCAGAGAAACCACUGUGGAAUUGCCACCACGGCCAGAUAUCCCACUGUGUGA